GUUUAUAUGUCCCGAAUAUAUGAACUUGUGAUUUCGUCACUCGUUUGGACAUUGCUUAGUGAUAUGUCUUUAUACCCUUCUCUCGAAGAGUUAAAAGUACAGCAUAUUAUUGACAGUCAAAGUAAUGGACCUUCAAAUGCGCAGCCUGACUGUCAAAGACCAAUGUCACAAAUUAACCCCGCUCUAUCUGGAAAUUGCAAUAUGGAUAAUAAUAUGUCUUCUUACAACAUUGGUGGUAGACCUGUUACCUGUGGAUCUACAAUAUCUGGCAUUUUUCCUCAAUCCGGUAUGGGCUGUGGGGUCAAUUCAAUGUCAAUUGCUCCUUUUACACCAAGCGGAGCGCUUUGUCUACCGCUUCCAGCACCAUUUGAUUGCGUAGAUAUAAAACCAGGAGUUAGACUUGUUACUCUUUGUAAAAAUGAAUUCGGUAAAGUCGGAAUUCAGCUUAAAGAAAUACAGAAAGGUAUAUUUAUUUCAUUUGUGGAAGGAUUUUCACCAGCUGCACUUGGCGGUGUGCGUUUCGGAGAUCAAGUCCUGGAAAUUAAUGAUAUUCUAGUUACAGGUUGUUCAGGGACAAGAUCAAUGGAAAUAUUGAAAAAUUCAACUCCUAACAACAUAAGACUUGUAUUACGUGACCGUCCAUUCGAACGUGUUAUUACUGUGCAUAAAGAUAGUUUAGGUGCAAUUGGUGUACAUGUUCGUAAUGGUUUAAUUAAAGCAAUUGUUAAAGACUCAAGUGCUGCACGUAAUGGUUUAUUAACUAAUCAUCAAAUUAUUGAAAUUAAUGGACAAAAUGUUGUUGGUUUAAAGGAUAAAGAUUUACUACAACUUAUGGAGGAAUCAAAAACUCCAAUGAAAGUUACGAUUAUACCAAAGACAUUUUAUGAUAAAUUAACUAGAAGGUAAACUUGAAUGGUACCUAAUUGUUGUAUCGUGUGGACUGCAGGUUUUGAUAAGCAGCGUUUAUAUCGAUCGAUUACAGUGGACACGUAAAACACGUAAGGACGACCUAGAGUCCCGAUUGGCCCCGCUUCCCUGUCUAGCCCAGCCAGUUGAGUCUAGAACGCAAGUCACAGCCUCUGAGUUAUGAAUCAUUAUAUUUCAGAUAUACUCUAUUUAUAUACUAACCAAACAGACCACAUCGUACCAUAAAAAUAGAAAACAACAUUUGUACAAUACUUAACGAAUGAAAUAAAUAAUGGCCAAAAGGAAAUGUCCAUUUAACGUCCAAGGACAUCAUUAGACUUAACAUGAUAAUGAUUGGUAUAUUAUUCUGCAUCCGUAACACUAAUAAUAAAACCCAGAACUCAUUUUUUCAUUCUAAUUUACAAUUUUCAAUUGAAUGUACCUACAUUUAAAUGUUGAUGUUUAUAGUAGGACUCAAAACUGGUGUUUUUGUUUCAAAUGCUGGAUGCAUUAUCCAUUUAGUUACUGAGUCCAGGUUACCAUAGUUUUGUGCAAAGGGGAUGAAUCAUUAUUCAUUCUUUUUUAGUGAUUUGAAUCUUUUGAUUCUUAAUAUUAAAGACUACAAAUGAUCAAUCUCUUUUGGUUUAUGUGCAUUCUGAGCGGAUUGUCUUGUUAUUAUUACGAAAUAGUAUGUAUCUUUUAGCAACUUCAAAGCUUUUCUAUUACAACUGUAUAAUUUAAUGGAUCUAAAUAGUAUAGUGUAUUACAUUUAUUACUAAACAGUUAAAGAUAGGUUUUGUUUAUGAAGUGUCAGCUGAUCAUUUUAUCAUUGAACAUAUUUAUGCGUAAUUCAGAAAUCUUUAAUUAUUAGAUAACCUGGACUUAUAGCUCAUAUGGUGGUAAAAAUUAAUGAAUCAAUAAUGUUUAGUUUAAGUGUAAUACUUGGAAAGUUGCGAGUUCUAUGCAUGAUUUUAUGUUAAAUCAAUAUAGAAAUCUGACAUCAGUAAACUUGGACCUGAUAAACAUUAUGGCUAACAAUAAUAUAAACGUGGUAUCAUUCUAUAAAGACACUAACUGUGGAUUCGGUCAUGAAAGAUAAGAAGCUAUAAAAAUAGGUAGAACUUGAUAUGCUCGUUCAUAGGUUGAAGUUAAGACAAUAUAUUAACACAGCGAGAUGCAAUCUAAGUAAUAUUCAUGCUAGUGGUAGAAGGAUACAUUAAGCAUAAGAGAUAUGAUUCGAGGAGAAAACAUGAAUUUAUCGAAUAAAAUUAUUUUUUAAUGGUAAUUUAGAAACUUAAAACCUAAUGGAAUACAAAGAGUGAAUGCACUUGUCCCCCGUUUUUACAAAUUAUCCAACAUGUCGCUCAACACUCCAUCCAAUGAUUAUGAUAAUGUUGAACUUUAAAACUAGAUAGUUUGAACUUGCCUAUAUGGAUUUGUUGAGGUUAAUUUCCUCUAUAUCUGACUCUAAUGAAUGAUAUCCCAUUAACUGAGUAUUUCAAGUAGGCUAAAUCUUCUAGUAGGAUUAUGGAUUUACUCGAGAUUAUUCAGAAGCCUGAACACCAGUUGUAGAGAUAUUUUUAUUGUAUAGCGAGCAAGCACACUGUGAAACCAAGAUAGAGUGUUUGUGUGAGUUAAAAAUCCAUAUAUAUAUUUUUGAGUGUCAAUCAAGUGUGGAUAAAUUACUAGUAUAGGGGUUGUGGAGAUUAUUAAGUUUUUGAUUGAGAUCAUGAACCGACUGAUGUUAGAUCACCUUUGGAAACCAAUCAAUAAAAAAAUGUGGAUAAAUUAUUGAUUAUCUGUAUGUUACGACCAAUAGGAGAAUAGAUUAAGAGUUGAUGUGCAGACACGCACUCAAUCAUACACACACAGAAAUUAACAUAGUGAAUGAAGUGUCUGAAUUACAUUGAGUAGACAAAUAAUACACUAAGUUGAAUGGGCUUGCUACAGAUUACUCCAACUGUUAAUGAUUUAAAAGAGUGAUACGUUUCGGUUUGACCGUUCUUAGUUUUCGUUCAACUUACCCCUUCACCAGUCAUCUGGACUUAUUCAAGUAGGCGGUGGUUAGAUAUAUGUAAUAUAUUUCCUAAUCAUUAUAAUCAACAAAUAUUCAUUAUCUAAUUAUAUAUAGAUAUGACCAUAAACAUAAUUUAUCAACUCAUUUCUUUUCAUUUGAAUGUUAUAGUCUUCCAACUGGACAAUUACGAUUACAAAUGGAUCGUUCAUUACCUUUUGUUUAAAUAUACAUAUAACAAUUAAAGAUAUUUCUAUUCAGUAUUUAUUUUCAUUAAAUUAACAAUGUGAUAAUGAUCAUGAUAAUGAUGUUAUGAUCCGAAAUAAAACGAUGGAUUCAUUGAGAUUUAUCGUCCUUACUGAAUUUGUUCGUGAACAAUUCAAUGAUCUUCUUUCACUUAUUUCCUUUAGUUUAUUCUUCCAAAAAAAAGUGUUUCUAUAUGAAUUAUUUUGCAUGAUUGUUAACAAUGAUGUUAGUAAUAAUGGGAAGUAUUAGGAUAACACUGAUAAUUGAUUAUAGUUAACAUUGAGUACAAACAUACCCAAGUAUUAUUACCAUUAUUAUUAUUAUUAUUGUCAUAUCAUUUCUAUCGUAUUGAUGACAAAAUAGAGAGUAUUUCUCAUUUCACUGUUUGCUUCUCUAUUCUUGAUUUUUUCAUUUUUGUAAUUUUUCUCUUCAUUAAUCUCAGUAAAUUAUCAUUGAGUUAUG
Molecule: messenger RNA, 3628 nt
Organism: Schistosoma bovis
Lineage: Eukaryota; Metazoa; Platyhelminthes; Trematoda; Strigeidida; Schistosomatidae
Source: the annotation of a GenBank genome assembly